UCGCGAGAUUUAAAUUUAGGGCAUGAUUGGCUGACAGAAUUACAGACUCAUAUUUCGAAAACGGUUGUUGUAACUAAGAAAAAAAAUGCAUGAAACGAUUCGUUGAACACGCAUACAGGAAGAUACCUCUGGAAAGGAUAGCAAAUAAAUAUCAUUUUCUAUUACUGUACUAUUAUUCAUUUGCAACAUUAUAUUUGGGGUUUGAAUAACAUUUACCCAGGCAUUUUCUAAAAUAUUUAAUGCCAUUGGUGUGUACAUUUGUUGCAUUGCUAACAAACAUCAAAGACACUAUAUACACAUUUGGACCUUGACUGGCCACCUUCAGUCAUUGCGAAUGCAAAAAAAUGAUUGCUCUAGGCUAAUAUUCCAAAAUCAUUUCACGUCUACACAGUCGUCUGAAAUCGGUAACUCAUGUAGGGGUGUAUACAAGUUAGAAAAACUAUCGCUGAUACUAUGGAAAAACAAGACAAUGAAGACCGUGAUGAGAAUGCCGUGCAGUUGGAUGACAGCCUGACUAAUAUUAAUUGGCUGGGAAGGUUUUCUUGUAACGGCAUAGCUCAAGAUAAAGGAAAGAAGGUGGCCACAAAGACGAAGAUUGUGAAGCCUCCAAGAUGUCCCUCAACUAAGCGCCCACCAUAUUCCUAUUCAGAAUUGAUCAAACUUGCCAUCAACAGUGUACCAGAAAAACAGUUGCCACUUCAACAGAUCUAUGCCUGGGUAGAAGAGCAUUUUCCAUACUACAAAUAUGAUGCCAACCCUGGGUGGAAGAACUCAAUCCGACACAGCCUUUCUAUGCGGGACAUCUUUGUAAGACAGACAGAUAGAAAUAGCAGAACUGCCUACUGGACCAUUAAAUCCAACCCUGAAACCAAAAGCUGCCCGUCUCAUGAGCAAAAUUAUCUAGGUCAGGUGCUACAUGGCCAAUUAAACUAUGUCCCUGCCCUCCCCAUGAUGAUUAAUGUGAAUAAUGGAGUUGCUAUUGUGCCACCGCAGAAUAAAGUUGGCUCUGUAAAGAAAAUGCAAGCCUUACUUCCCAGAGGGAUCGCUCCACGCCUCAUUCCUGUUCAGAUUUUCAUAACCCCUCCUGUAAUGUGUGAGCCAUCUUCUGUACCACUGCCUACUCCACCCAUCACUCAAGCUUCCAGUAGGAAGAGAGUAAUCGCUCCAAAGCUUCCUGUAUCGAGGAGCUCAGUUCCUGGAAUGUAUUCUUCUGGAGAGUGUAGUACACAAGCCUCUUCAAAUGAGACUGCAGCUGCACCCGAGUCCAUUAUAGCUAAACGAUGGAAACAAUCUAAUCAGCCCAGACAUCAUCAGAAACGGAAACAGAAACACCAGACGCUAGCAGAGCCUCACUUGCAGUUGCAGGAGAAUGUUGUUCUGUUCACUGACUCUGGCUUAGAAAUUGAUAAAGACAUCUCCUUAGAACAGAAGACAAACUGUGAGAGAUUUACUUCCUCUCCCUUUAAAACCCCUACAAAAAAGAAUCUGGUGGGCCUGGCCACUUCGACUCCAUACAGGGGAUCUCACUGUCUUUCCCCAAGUGGGAUUCUUUCCUCGUGGAAGACCAGGCUGACUCCUCCCAAAUCUGCGGACAGUUUAUUGGAUGAUAGUUUAUUUAAAUCUCCCGGUGCAGGGAGUUUAUAUACAAGUCUCGGAUUUUCAGCCCUUGGUGACAAUGUGAAGACCAGCCUUGACAAUAAUAAUAGUGAGAAAGAUUUGACAGAGUUCAGUUUCCUUGGUUUUACUCCUAUUAAAAGUGGCAGACUUUCAGAGGGAUCAGGAUUUGAUCAACAGAAUGAGAGCUUGCCAAGAGUCUUUUCUAAUUUUACCCUCCCAGAUAUUGGAGAGGGAACUGACUUAGCCAACGUUAGCUGGUCUGCUUUUACUGCAGAAAAUAAUUGACAGUAUUGUGGAUCAAGAAAUUAUGUUCAGUAUUUAUUUCUAAUAUGUAAACAAUCAUUUUGGAGAAACGUUUGUUUAUUGAAUUCAUGUCGUAUUACUAUGAUUCAGUAUGUAGCAGGUCUUCACUCUAAAUGGCUUGCAAGGGACAUAAUGUAAAAAUAAUUAUAUAUAUUUCUAAUAAAAAACAUAUAUAUGUAUUUGUGAAGAUAUAAAUGUUUGCUUGGGGGAAAUAAAUAUUCAACUUGGCAAAAAAAGUGGACAUGCUGUGUGUGUGUUUUCUGUUUUGUUAAAUCUAGGUAUAGCAGUGUGGAGUAGUGGUUAGGGCUCUGGACUCUUGACCGGAGGGUCGUGGGUUCAAUCCCCGUGGAGGACACUGCUGCUGUACCCUUGAGCAAGGUACUUUACCCAGAUUGCUCCAGUAAAAACCCAACUGUAUAAAUGGGUAAUUGUAUGUAAAAAUAAUGUGUAAAAAAUAAUGUAAUUAAAUGUAUAAAAUAAUGUGAUAUCUUGUAACAAUUGUAAGUCGCCCUGGAUAAGGGCGUCUGCUAAGAAAUAAAUAAUAAUAAAAAUAAUAAUAAUAAAUAGAGUAUUUCUGGAUCUCAUAAAAUUAACUUCAAGCUAUGUACUGUAUGUAAGCUAAUGCAUCGAAGCUGUUAAUGCUGUAG
Molecule: messenger RNA, 2567 nt
Organism: Acipenser ruthenus (sterlet)
Lineage: Eukaryota; Metazoa; Chordata; Actinopteri; Acipenseriformes; Acipenseridae
Product: forkhead box protein M1-like
Exons: 9
Coding region: 454-1902 (482 amino acids)
Biological process (GO): regulation of DNA-templated transcription; G2/M transition of mitotic cell cycle
Molecular function (GO): DNA-binding transcription factor activity; sequence-specific DNA binding
Source: RefSeq, a predicted model, not a curated record